AUGGAUGGCAGAGGCAGAGACAAAUGUUCCCAACAAGAUUUCCUUGUUCUCUGUAUCUCCCUAAACCAAUUGAAUUCUGUUCGAGAAAUUGUACGCUUGCUUAUCCAAGAUUGCUGUGGAUUCAAUCUCAAACAGGCCAUCUGGAAACAUCGCAACAGCUGUACAUUCAAAGACCACUUAUCUGGCAACUUCCGGAUCAACAACUGCUCAUGUAAGGUUGAAGGUCCUUUCAUUGUUGGAGGAGCAAAUGUGAUGAGUUUAGCGAGUAUUCUCACAUCCAAUAAUUACUCAAAAUCCAUCACUGGGCUUUCAUUCAGUAAAUUGUUGAUGCCGCCAUUUCAGUUGAAUUUUUUUCAUGUUGUUCGGCCUUUUAGUGCCAACAAUUUCAAGAGGAAGGCUUCAUGGAGCCUUAGAAGUGCAGCCGACGGCAGCCGGCUUAAUUCGUCGCCUAAAGACGACUUGGGCGGUGGGACCAGGCUUAUCCGGAGCAUACAAGUUGUUCAAUUGAAAAUAAUAGCACGACUAAAGGAGUUGAGAAAAAAUCUGCCUGUGAAAUUGUUCUCUUUCUUGGUGGGGUUUUAUUGCGCCACAGCUUUCGCAACAGUCAUUGGGCAAACUGGUGAUUGGGAUGUGUUGUCUGCAGCUGUAGCUGUGGCUGUUGUGGAGGGUAUUGGGGCCCUCAUGUACAGAGUCUCAAUUCCUUUGGUGGAUGACUUGAGGAAUGUAAUUGUCAUGUUCAAUUACUGGAAGGCCGGGCUCUCUCUUGGCCUUUUUCUGGAUUCAUUUAAAUACUAG
Molecule: messenger RNA, 795 nt
Organism: Striga hermonthica
Lineage: Eukaryota; Viridiplantae; Streptophyta; Magnoliopsida; Lamiales; Orobanchaceae
Source: the annotation of a GenBank genome assembly